AUGGAGGAGGAGGAUGAUGAGGGGAAUGAUAACUAUGAUGAUGAGUGUGAGGAAGAGGAGGACAAUGACCAGUGUAAGAAAGAGGAGGAGGGGGAGUAUGAAGCCAUUGCAGCCCCCUCUGUGCCUCCCAAGCAACUGAAUCAGUGCCCUGAGUGUGGGCAGAGCUUCCCACCUGGCUCAGAUCCACUGGAGCACCGCUGCCCCCAGGCUGGCACCAGACCCUUCAUCUGUGAUGUCUGUGGCAAGAGCUUCAGCUGGAGCUCAAAUCUCACCAGGCACCGCCUCAUCCACACUGGUGAGAAGCCCUUCACCUGCAGUGACUGUGGUGAGAGCUUCAACUGCAGCUCCACCCUGAUCGUGCACCGCCGCACCCACACUGGAGAGAAGCCCUAUGGUUGUGGGGCCUGCAGCAAGAGAUUUGCUGACAAGUCCUCCCUCAGGAAGCACCGCGGUGUCCACGCCAAUGAGAAGCCCUUCACGUGUGACACCUGCGGCAAGAGCUUCAAAAGCAGCUCCACCCUCACCAUCCACCGCCGGAUCCACACCGGGGAGAAGCUGUUCCCCUGUGCAGAGUGCGGCAAGAGCUUCACCGAGAGCUUGAAACUCAUCCGGCACAAAGUCAUCCACAGUGGCGAGAAACCCUACAGCUGCUCUGACUGCGGCAAGAGCUUCAACCGCAGCUCACAGCUCACCAUGCACCAGCACAGCCACACCGGAGAGAAGCCUUACGUGUGUGGGGAUUGCGGUAAGAGAUUUGCUGACAACUCCACCCUCAGCAACCACCGCCGGAUCCACACUGGAGAGAGGCUGUUCCCCUGUGCAGAGUGUGGCAAAAGUUUCACCCAGAGCUCCAAACUCAUCCGGCAUCAACUCAUCCACAGCGGUGAGAAACCCUACAGCUGCAGUGACUGCGGCAAGAGCUUCACCGAGAGCUCCAAACUCCUCCAGCACCGCCUCAUCCACACUGGUGAGAAACCCUUCAGCUGCGCCGACUGCAGCAAGACCUUCAACUGCAGGUCUACGCUCGGCCGGCACCGCCGCACCCACACCGGUGAGAAGCCCUUCACCUGCAGUGACUGUGGCAAGAGCUUCGGCUUCAGCUCCAACCUCACCCAGCAUCGCCGUACCCAUGCCAGGGACCAGCCCACACUGGGGAGCAAGCACGAAUAG
Molecule: messenger RNA, 1170 nt
Organism: Dryobates pubescens (Downy woodpecker)
Lineage: Eukaryota; Metazoa; Chordata; Aves; Piciformes; Picidae
Product: zinc finger protein 239-like
Exons: 2
Coding region: 1-1170 (389 amino acids)
Source: RefSeq, a predicted model, not a curated record